AUGAAGAAACUCCUGGUGAGAUUCCUGCUGGGCCUGGCAUUCGUGGAGUUGGCCCAGUCCCUACGAUGUUACACGUGCAAGGAGCCCACAGAGAUUUCCAGGUGCAGGACAGCCAUCGUGUGUCCCCCGAAAGCCACCGUGUGCACCACGACACUGCACUCUGUGGACACAGGUUAUCCCUUUUUUGGCAACAUCACGGUGACCAGGGACUGUGAGGAGGAAUGUCUCUCUUAUGAUGGGAUAGGGGCAUCCAAGCCCAAAUCCUGCUGUUACACCGACCUGUGCACCGAUGACACCAAGAGCAGCAAUGGGGUGAGGAGCAGCUCCGCAGCGCUGGGCCUGGUGGCUCUGGUGGCUGGCACAGUUCUCCAGUGCUCCCUGUGA
This is a messenger RNA of Cinclus cinclus, 384 nucleotides long. RefSeq names its product secreted Ly-6/uPAR-related protein 1-like. Bases 1 to 384 code for a protein of 127 amino acids. The record is from RefSeq and is a predicted model, not a curated record. Gene Ontology annotation, molecular function: acetylcholine receptor inhibitor activity. The transcript is spliced from 3 exons. Lineage: Eukaryota; Metazoa; Chordata; Aves; Passeriformes; Cinclidae.